This is a messenger RNA of Aureobasidium subglaciale EXF-2481, 2925 nucleotides long. Its product is annotated as GMC oxidoreductase. Gene Ontology annotation, biological process: secondary metabolite biosynthetic process. Gene Ontology annotation, molecular function: flavin adenine dinucleotide binding; oxidoreductase activity, acting on CH-OH group of donors. The transcript has 9 exons. Bases 1 to 2925 code for a protein of 974 amino acids. NCBI's taxonomy places the organism in Eukaryota, Fungi, Ascomycota, Dothideomycetes, Dothideales, Saccotheciaceae. The record is from RefSeq and is a predicted model, not a curated record.
AUGAAUUUGUGUCUUAUCUUCCUACUUUACUUCUCGCAUGUGGCCAAAGGCCUUCUUCUCAACUCCCCACUGCUGGACUCUUAUGACUACAUCAUCGUCGGAGGUGGUCCGAGUGGGCUCACGGUUGCGAAUCGUCUUUCAGAAGACCCUACCGUCAACGUACUCCUGCUCGAAGCUGGACCGGCCGACAACAACCAAGCCUGGAUUCAGAUACCAUUCUUUGCGGGCCAAGGUGUCGGAAGUUCUCUGGACUGGAAUCUUCUGACCGCGCCCCAGACCUACCUUGAUGGCAGGACUCGUGCACUUCCACAAGGACGAAAUAGAGGCGGUAUUGGCGAUUACGACGACUGGGUUGCACUCGGCAAUCCUGGCUGGAGCUUUUGGGAGCUUUUACCAUACUUCGGCAAGAGCGAGACCUUCACACCCCAUUCACAGAGUGAGGCGGCCAAUGCUGUUGGUAUCAAUCAGAACCCACUGGUUCAUGGCUCCAAAGGGCCUGUCAACGUCAGCUUCUCGAACCAUAUCUACAAUGAGACAGUCAACUUCUUCUCGGCGUUGAACGAACUCAAAAUGCCGGUAUCUUUCGAUCCAAACGAUGGUUUGAUAGCAGGCGCCUCCUUUCUACCACUGUCGCUCAAUCCGGCGGCCCAAACAAGGUGCGAUGCUCGCUCGGCAUAUCUGGAGCCGUAUACUAUGAGACCUAAUCUGUGGGUCUCCACAAACCAACAUGUCACCCGCAUCUUGUUCGAGGGAGGAUCUGGUAACCCCAAUACUACAACACCAACUCCCGGCGACUCAAAUAUUGGCCAAGGAAGCUCGUUUUCCAGACCUGAUGGCUUGUUCUCAAACAUCACCCAGAAUGGCAUUGCAUCUCUGUAUCGCAGGUCAUGGUCGUGGAUACUUCUCGUCGAGGCCUUCAAGGCUCAUCUUUCUCCUCGGAAACGAGAGCCGACUAAUACACCGGUGACUUCCGUCGGAGAACCCGUGAGAGCGAAUGGAGUCGAAUUUUCUUCAGCAGCAGACGUACCAAGGAAGAAUGUUACAGCGACUAGAGAGAUCAUCAUUGCUGCCGGCGCAUUACACACUCCUCAACUUCUCAAGCUUUCGGGCCUCGGACCUUCGGACGAAUUGCAACUACUCCAGAUCCCCGUUCUCGUCGAUCUACCAGGCGUUGGCAUGAACUUGCAAGAUCAUGCUCUUGUCGGGGUGUUCUAUCCUUACCAGAAGCCUACAUCCUUGACAAGCAUGCAGAUUGCAAAUAACCAUACGCUGAUGAGCCAGUUCAGUGCCAUGUACCAGGCAAACAGAACUGGCCCUUGGACAGCAGGACCUCCAGACGGGAACGCGUUUCCUGCUCUUUCGUUCUUGUCAAACAGAUCUCUGUCAAUUAUCACGAAAGCCCAAACACAGAAAGCGUCUGACUUUCUGCCCUCAGACGUUCAUAAGACUGUACUCACAGGCUUCGAUGCCCAGCGUCGACUCUUAGUCAAUGCUCUGCGAGACCCAAAGAGAGCGGUAUAUGAGUUGUUGAAUUUCAACUAUGGAGCUUUUUCCAAUGUGAACGUGAGACCAUUCUCUCGGGGUACUGUCAAACUGAACUCGUCGCGUCCGUUUGACCCUCCCAUCAUUGACCCCAGAUAUGGUUCGAAUCCGGUUGAUCUUGAUGUUCUGCUCGCCUCAAUUGUGUACAACCGCCAGGUGCUUGAGACGACAUCAAUGAAGUUAUUAGAGCCACUUCAAGUCAACCCCAGACUGAAUGCUACCGACCAGGAAGUAAUGGAUUUCAUCAAGGACAACAUACAAACAGAAUUUCACCCCAGCGGCACCUGCGCCAUGCUGCCCCUGGAUUUGGGAGGUGUCGUGGACCCCGAUCUGCUCGUCUAUGGCACUCAAAACCUAAGGAUAGUUGAUGCUUCGAUUAUGCCUCUUAUUCCUGCGAGUCAUCUCCAAGCGGUGGUAUAUGGGAUUGCUGAGAAGGUCAGGACUGCGAUGCCUCCUGUUAUGCAAGAGCUGACGAUUAGAAAGGCCGCAGACAUCAUCAAGAAUGCGACCUCGGGUUACUGUAUCCACAGCUCAGUCAAUGCCUAUGUCUCCGAAAACGCCUCCAGUCUCAUCUUCUGCGCCGUCACCGGCAUCGACUUCGCAGCCAUCGCCAGCCAUUCCUUCGCAGCCGUCCACUGUAUCCCCAGUACAGCCUUCGACAUCUUCUCUGAUUCAGUCGUUACCAACUGCGGCUGUUGCGUCUCUCCCGAUUUCAACCUCACCGGCGGUCUGUUUACACCCAUCGACAUUCGUCUGUACAUGUACAUCGGUCUGCACGUGUGUAUCUAUCUGCACAUGCGGAGUGACCCUCGUACCCGUCUCGUCGAAACCAGCGAAAUUGACACCUUCAACAUCGAUGUUGAUCAACCCGGCGUUGUCAUCUUCUACCCCAACAGCGAACUCGGCAGGGAACGCAUGCCCGCAUCCUUUGACGUCGUCAUGUCCGCCUCUGAGAACUUCGGUGGCUUUCCAACCCUUAAAGACGCCUCCUUCCCUAGCCCUAGCCCUUACAUACGCACCUACAUCAUCCACAGCAUCAGGUACAACUCCGGUGCCGUCUGUCCUAUCAUCCCCUGCAGUGUCGUCAUCCACUGGCUCUUCUACCACUCCGGCACCGUUGCUGAGUUCUGUCCGCUCCGCAACUUCAUCUGGGGAGCGGUCCUCCCGCUCUUCCUCGAAGCGCUCGUCGUCGACGUCCGAUUACACGAGCAGGUCGAUGUCCAGUCAGUCAACCAUUGCUUUCGCAAGCCAACGGAUAACAUCGUCAUACUUGUCUUCCUCUUCGUUUCCCAGUACCUCGCCCAGCACUCUUUGGGUGACCAUAUGUCGCACAGUACCCAUGUUCUGAGACAGUACCGCACCAUCUCUGGGGAGAUUCAAUGA